AACGAAAGAGAACGAAGAAGAAAAGAGAAACCGAAGAGGUUUGGCUUCUAUAUACGAGGAUGUACAACAUAUCCACGCAUGCUGAUGAAUAAGACCGCUCAGAGUGCAUCUAGCGGUCCUAGUUCGCGCUCACGCUAUACAUACAGCCCAGUGAGGACAGCUUUUGUUUUUCGGUGCUAUAGUUUUUCUGAAAAAAAAAAUUUACGCACUCGAAUUGUGACAUUUGACGCGUGCCCUUCUUUUGGAAUUCGUGUAACUUUGCGAAAUAGAAAGAGAUGGUUAAAAAAAGUAGCGGACCUGGCCCAGAAGAAGAUGGCCAGCGCACGGCUCGAGAAUUGGGCAGAAGUAACACGGCCUUCGAAGAGGAUGAUAACCAUUUUUCUUCAAGCCCCGUUCGGACUCCAGCGAAAGUUCGUCAACGCCAACAAGUCCGCUCUGCCGAAGCGCUUGCCAACGAGUUCAACAAUGCCGCUUUUGUACAGGACGAUGACCAGCAAUCCAUCACUCCACCACCGCCAUAUCCCUGCGAGGCUGCCACUCCCGAUGGACAGGUGUCGCCAAUGGCAAUGGAGGAUGCAAAAACCACCGAAAGAGAAACAUGGGGCAGUCCAUUAGAAUUUUUGCUAUCAUGCAUCGCGAUGUCUGUCGGUUUAGGCAACGUUUGGCGUUUUCCUUACACGGCAUACAAGAAUGGCGGUGGCGCGUUCCUCAUUCCUUACAUCAUCGUAUUGCUCUUCAUUGGAAAGCCACUAUACUUUUUGGAAAUGGCCAUGGGUCAGUUCUCCAGUUAUGGCAGCGUUAAGGUCUGGGAGGUCGUCCCCAUUCUCAAAGGUGUCGGAUACGGCCAAGCACUGGCGACGUGGUUCGUUGUGACCUACUACUGCGUUCUCAUCGCCAUCACGCUCUUCUAUUUUUUCUCGUCGUUCCAGGCCAUUCUGCCAUGGACAGUGUGCAACACGAGUUGGCUCUCUGCCGACAAUUGCUACAACAGCAGUGCAGAUACCAACUUGACAUCGUUCAACAUUUCCGGACUCAAAUCUUCGUCUGACCUUUACUUCAAUGAGGAAGUCAUCAAGAAAAUUGACUCGAUCGAUGAUGGAAUCGGUGUGCCCGAUUGGAAACUGACCCUGUGUCUUCUUCUGGCAUGGAUUCUCAUUUGUGCCAUCCUCAUGAAAGGCGUGGCGUCGUCAGGCAAAGUUGCUUACUUCACUGCUCUUUUCCCGUACGUUGUCCUAAUUACGUUGCUCGUUCGAGGUGUGACUUUGGACGGAGCAUCCGAUGGCAUCCUCUACUUUAUACGACCUGAAUGGUCAAAACUUCUCGAUGCAAACACGUGGUAUGCAGCCGUAACGCAGUGCUUUUUCUCCCUAUCAGUGGGCUUUGGUCCGAUCGUCAUGUUUUCCAGCUAUAAUCCGUUCAGACACAAUAUUUAUAGGGACGCGGUGAUCAUCAGUUUGAUGGAUACGUUCACUAGUUUCCUGGCCGGAAUCACCAUAUUCGCUAUUCUGGGCAACUUGGCUCACGAGUCGGGUAAAAGCGUGACGGACGUCGUUUCUGCCGGAACCGGAUUGGCAUUCGUCAGCUACCCCGACGCCAUCGCUAAAUUCCAAUACGUCCCUCAAUUUUUUGCGGUCAUGUUCUUCUUGAUGUUGCUCACGUUGGGUAUCGGAAGUGCCGUAUCGCUAACCGGCUGCGUGAUUACCAUCAUUUGCGAUGAUUUCCCUCACUGGAAGCGAUGGCUCGUGGUCACGGCCAUCUGCAUUAUCGGAUUCGUUUCGGGAUUGGUUUACGUCACUCCUGGCGGCUUGAUCAUCCUGGACAUUGUCGAUUAUUUCGGCGGCGGUUUCAUCAUUUUCCUGAUGGCCACCAUCGAAACGAUCGGCAUUUGCUGGAUCUACGGACUCAACCGCUUCGUUCGCGAUAUCGAAUUCAUGCUGGGCAUCAAACUCAACGCGUACUGGAAAAUCACCUGGGCUUACGUCAUACCUGCCGUGUUGGUCUUCAUCUUUUGUUACGCAAUGGCAACGUAUACGCCAUUGAAAGAAGGCGAUUACGUGUACCCUGCAGUUGCAACAGGUGCUGGAUGGAUUCUAGCGGCGAUUGCCAUCCUACAAGUUCCCCUGUGGGCAGCCAUUGCAAUCUACCGACAAAAGAAUUGUACUAGUUUCUUCGAGCGGAUUAAGAGCAGUUUGAAAGAGACGGACCACUGGGGCCCUAAGAAUCCGGCGCACCGACUCGAAUGGAAGAAAUUUCAGCUAGAAAAGCCUCAUCAUCAUACGAGCUAUUCUGCUCGGCUGUGGUAUCCAAAAGUGCCGUCUCGAAUGACGUACGAUGUGUCCACGUUGACGGUGAGCAACAACAAUCCCCUCCCGACCAAAGAAGCGGGUCAUCAACGUCAGAAAGUGAUUUCAGCUCCUCAUUCGCGCUCAACAUUCGAAAAUGAAAUUGCGGAUUAAAACAAAGCGACGUCCCACGAUGUUGAAUCCUUUUCAAUUUUUUUCAAUGAAACGAAUUUUUUUAAAAUUCAUGUGUCCUUGUUCUUUCAUUUUAUCGUGGACUAUUGUACAGUUAAUGUCCUUGAUCGUUUUACUAUACACAGAGAUUAGCGGAUUUUGGGGGAUAAAAGAAUUGCUGGGCCAUCAACUAAUUAUUUUUAGAAAACCGGAUUUCAUCACGACUUGUUUGCUGCCAUCGCAAGUUGUACCAAGACUCCCGCGUGAAAAAGAAGGUAAUAAACCUUGACAUUUCAAGCAUAACCAUAUCUUCUUUUUGUUUUGUUUUUUCUUAAUUAAAAGGUACGUGAGACAGGAGAGGUUUCGACAGACGCAAAACAUCUCCUAUUAAGACGCUGACUUCCGGUGGCUAUGCAAAUAUCGUCACGACGUACCGGAAUUUUCUUUUCGGAGGAAAUGCGUUUUACAACUGUAACAGGUAUAUGUCAAAGGAAACAUAGGGCAAGCCAUCGUGGAAACUUUCAAGGGAAAAACCCAUCUUACUCCUUUCGAGGUGGGUUUUUAUGCCAACCCGACGGCCAUGGGGUCUUCCCCAGUUUAUGCUAAUGCAAUGACGCAUCCCAAGAAAGUUCAUCCUUGAUAACAUCUGAAAGAAAA
Molecule: messenger RNA, 3110 nt
Organism: Daphnia carinata
Lineage: Eukaryota; Metazoa; Arthropoda; Branchiopoda; Diplostraca; Daphniidae
Product: sodium-dependent nutrient amino acid transporter 1-like
Exons: 13
Coding region: 276-2456 (726 amino acids)
Biological process (GO): sodium ion transmembrane transport
Cellular component (GO): membrane
Molecular function (GO): L-amino acid transmembrane transporter activity
Source: RefSeq, a predicted model, not a curated record